AUGGCAGCCAUCCUCUUUAAUGUCCGACAGCAGCGUCAGAGGAACAUCCGAUACAACCGGCUCCAUCCAUCCUCAGUGUUUGAGCAGAACGAUCGCAUCUUCUACUCGAAAUACAGGUUUCGUUUAGAGGAUGUCAAAAAGAUCGUAAGGAUGCUCGCACCGCUGCUGCCGGACAGUGGUUUGGAGCCGUGGGAAAUUAGUAAGGAGGACCAGGUCCUCAUCACACUGCGCUAUCUGGCCACCAACAGUCAUCAAACUGUUAUAGGUGACUGUUUCGGGGUGUGCCAGAAGGCAGUGAGCGACGUUGUCGCUAGAGUUGUGGAUGCGCUCAACCAUCCAACAAUAGAGGCCCGCUUCCUCCGCUUCUGCCCUUCGGACGAGGCCUGGUGCUUGCGGAGAUCUCGAGAAAUCGCCAGAAUCUCGAGAUUCACAAAUGUCAUUGGAUGUGUCGAUGGAUGCCUCAUCCGAAUCCAGCGGCCCAUCCACUUUGGCAACCACUAUUACUGCCGAAAGGCAUGUUGCGCAAUCAAUAUGAUUGCGAUAGUGGAUGCCAGGGCCCGCUUCAUGUACAUCAACUGCGGGUUCGCGGGGAGGCACCACGACUCGUUCAUAUGGCAGCAUUCGCAGGCUGCCGCCGAGUUCGAGGAAGCCCGCGCUCGCCCAGGGUAUCGACUCCUGGGAGACGCGGGCUUCGCCAACUCCAGGAGCGUGAUGGCUCCCUAUCGGGAGCGGGCCACACAGAAUGACGCCAGGAAGAGACGAUUCAAUCGGGAGCACGCCAAAGCUCGACGAGUCGUCGAGCAGGCAUUCGGAGCGCUGAAGCGGCGUUUCGCCAUCCUCCAUAACAUCACCCGCAUUCAGCCUCCGAAGCUCCAAAAGGUCGUCAAGGCCUGCGUCAUUCUCUACAACAUCGGAAUCCACCUCGGCACCCACAAAGGGCAGUCGUUAUCGCCGAUCCCACAAGGUUUCAUGACCCAUCCGCCCGAUAACGAAGAGAACGAGAUGAAUUUUGAUGUGGACUUCAAUACAGACUUGCAUAUUGCUGUUGCGAUAGUCCGGCAUUACCCAUCGGUUCGAGAUAUCGUAGCAUCCGCGGAGAUAUAUGCAGCAUGUGUGGCUAAAGGAUUGGGCAGAUCGACAGCUACCUACAAGGCCAUAUCAUCCGUGUUUUUGGAUGCUUUGGAGGUCUACCUGUAA
Messenger RNA from Cylicocyclus nassatus, 1197 nucleotides. NCBI's taxonomy places the organism in Eukaryota, Metazoa, Nematoda, Chromadorea, Rhabditida, Strongylidae. The record is from the annotation of a GenBank genome assembly.